This is a messenger RNA of Sphenostylis stenocarpa, 1113 nucleotides long. NCBI's taxonomy places the organism in Eukaryota, Viridiplantae, Streptophyta, Magnoliopsida, Fabales, Fabaceae. The record is from the annotation of a GenBank genome assembly.
AUGGAGGAAGUUCAAGAGUCCCAAACCCAACCAUCGCUCGGUCAAGAAGAUGAAAAUGAAGUAAUUACUGAAAAUUCAGCAUUUGUUAAAGGGGAACCAGCUUCAGAAUUCAGUAGUAGCCCCCCAAAAGUUGACUCUGAAGUUGAGGUCCUUCAUGAGAAGGUCACCAAACAAAUCAUUAAGGAAGGGCAUGGCCAGAAGCCUUCGAAAUAUUCAACUUGUUUUUUCCAUUACAGGGCUUGGUCUGAGAAAACACAGCACAAGUUUGAAGACACAUGGCAGGAGCAAAGGCCAGUUGAGAUGGUCUUGGGAAAAGAGAAGAAAGAAAUGACUGGGUUGGGCAUUGGUGUGGCAAGCAUGAAAUCUGGGGAGCGUGCAUUGGUGCUUGUGGGCUGGGAGUUAGGAUAUGGAGAGGAAGGAAGCUUUUCUUUUCCAAACGUUCCACCCAUGGCAGAUUUAGUUUAUGAAGUUGAGCUCAUUGGCUUUGAUGAAACAAAAGAAGGGAAAGCUCGCAGUGAUAUGACUGUGGAGGAAAGGAUUGGUGCAGCAGACCGGAGAAAGAUGGAUGGAAAUGCUUUAUAUCAGGAAGAGAAACUAGAGGAGGCUAUGCAACAGUAUGAAAUGGCCAUAGCGUAUAUGGGAGAUGACUUCAUGUUCCAGUUGUUUGGGAAAUAUAGAGAUAUGGCUCUGGCUGUAAAGAAUCCAUGCCAUCUUAACAUGGCAGCUUGUUUGAUUAAGCUGAACCGUUAUGAAGAAGCUAUAGGACAAUGCAGCAUUGUACUGGGUGAGGAUGAGAACAAUGUGAAGGCAUUAUUUAGGCGAGGUAAGGCUAGAGCAGCACUUGGGCAAACGGAUGCUGCCAGAGAAGAUUUUCUAAAGGCCCGUAAAUAUGCCCCUCAAGAUAAAGCAAUUGCAAGAGAAUUGAGAUUGCUUGCUGAGCAUGACAAGGCCGUUUACCAAAAGCAGAAAGAGAUAUAUAAAGGAAUAUUUGGACCAAGGCCUGAACCAGUUCCUAAGUCAAGAAACUGGAUCAUACUUAUUUGGCGGUGGUUCCUUUCAGUAUUCAAUGGCCUUGUCAGUCUCUUCAAACGUGAAAGGAUUAAAUCUGACUAA